AUGACAGUAAAAGGAGUCAGCAUCCGCCAUCUAUGGUGUUUCUGGGUGUUCCUACUUAUAUCGGAUGCCUUUGAUUUGUCAGUACAGGGGCCUUCUAUAGCUCUAAACUUGCCCUCGAGUUUAUUCAGGCCCCACCCUGAUGAAGCUGCUGCUUUUGCCCGUUGGCUGGUCUCCCGUAGCUCCUGGGGAGUUCUCAAUACCAUUGCCAGUGAUUUAGGAGGAGCUCCAUUCGGGAAUGUAGUCUCAUUCAGUGAUGGUGAUCCAGACAAAAGCAGUGGCAUCCCAUACUUUUAUUUGACGACACUCGAUCCAACAGCAAGUUAUGCAUUGAAAGAUCAACGGUCUUCCUUCACCAUCAGUGAAUACCCUCUUGGGACAUGCGGUAGCAAGGAUCCUGAGAACCCCUCGUGUGCAAAAAUUACUCUUGUUGGAAAGUUGAAAUUAUUGGAUGGAAAUUCCAAGGAAGCUGAUUUUGCUCGAAAUGCAUUAUUCACAAAGCAUCCUGAGAUGAAAGGCUGGCCUAAGAAUCAUCAUUUCCAGUUCUUCGGUUUAGAAAUUGAUGAUAUUUUUCUCAUCAAUUGGUUUGGUGGUCCUAAACCCCUAACAGUGGAACAAUACCUGCAGAUUGACAUGAAUGAAGUCAGUCAUAGUGCUUGA
Messenger RNA from Oldenlandia corymbosa var. corymbosa, 657 nucleotides. The record is from the annotation of a GenBank genome assembly. NCBI's taxonomy places the organism in Eukaryota, Viridiplantae, Streptophyta, Magnoliopsida, Gentianales, Rubiaceae.